Molecule: messenger RNA, 3185 nt
Organism: Acanthaster planci (crown-of-thorns starfish)
Lineage: Eukaryota; Metazoa; Echinodermata; Asteroidea; Valvatida; Acanthasteridae
Gene: enkd1
Product: enkurin domain containing 1
Cellular component (GO): cytoplasmic microtubule
Source: RefSeq, a predicted model, not a curated record
AGGCCUACUGUUAUUGUGCAAGACUUUUUGAUGAUAUGAAUAGAAUAACAAAGGAGUUCUAUCAGACGUUACUUUUUACAUCACAGUACAUGUACAUCAUGUAAAAAUGCUACGCUAUUAUGACCAAAUUCGGCGAAUGAACAUGCCGUGUCCAGUGUCCGUUUACCGUGGGUAGUGCACAAGCUCAACACACACAAGCAUGACAAGUAGCGUCAAGAAAGCGUCAGCAACUUGAAAAGCUUAAGUCUGUCCAAAAUGAUGCUGUCUAGUCCCUAUGCAACUGACACAGCCUAUGGCGGCACUAAAGAUGCAUGCUGGGUUGAUGUUGACAGUACUCCUCAACCUCGAGUACGACCAGAAGCAGAGGAGAUCUAUCAGAAAAGCAAGGGAUGUGUGGGGAGAUUACUAGUUCAAGGAGAGCCUGUGUAUCGACCACCCAGCAGGCAAAAACCAGAGCCUAAAGAUUUUGGGCGAGACAACAUACGCAAGAUGCGACAGAUCCAGUCCAUGAACAGACGUAAGAAGAGAGACGAAGAGAAGGAGGCUAGUCAACCAAUCAAAGUCCUACCACAAUCAGUCAAGUACAAGGAAGUAUCAUCCAAAGUAGCUGAACAUGUCAAGCAACCUCCCCCUCCACCUAGGCCAGAAUCAGUCAACUACUUACGUUCCCACAGUCGGACAGGAGGUGCCCCAAAGGUCAGAGGAAGGUCACCAAGCCCAGCACCUAGACCAAAAACAGCACCAGAGGUAAAAGUAGAGACUGAUGCCAACUUUAUUGCUCACAAUGCUCGCCUGGUUAAGCAUCACAAACCUCCCCGACCACCAUCCGCACUAGCCGAGGAAUCACUUAAGAUCAAACAAAUCCAAGACAUGCAAAAAUACCAGAAAGGAGCUGUCCCCAAGUACUUGAAGGGUCGGCAACAACAGUGGGCUAAGGAAGAGGAGGAGAGAUUACGUAGUAUUCCUGACCCUGACAUGCCCCCAGGUCACAAGAUGAUGCCGCAAGAGGAACGUCUUAAGACGCUAGAGGUACUCAGACAAAAGGAGAAAGAGCUCCAGCAGGAGCUGCACAAGCUACCACUGAAAGCAGAAACACUUCGAGCCAAGACAAGAGAGGCUGAGGUCAACUCUCAACUGGCUGAGGUAGAAGAAGCAAUCAAGAUUUUCUCAAGGUCAAAGGUCUUUAUCAAGAUUGACAGUUGAUGAUAGCCAACAAGAAGCAGUAUCACACUAACCUCUCUAGAUCCUUCAAAAUCCACCACUUGAGAGGGUUGGGAGGAUUUUGCCAAAUUGAGACAGGUUGAGGCCAGCCUCAGUUACGUUGGAUGGAUGUGAGGCCCCUUAAAAGUGCAGAAAUAUUGCCAUUGGUUUCCUAAUCUGCACAUUAGGGAUGAUAAGGAUCCAGGAAUGUCCAUUUAAGUGCCUGCAGUGCCGGGGGGGGGGGGAGAUGGAAGGGAUAGGCCUAAAUUUCAGUAUAUGCCUGUGGGGCAUAAUAUUAAUUCAACUUGGCCAGUUGAUUAUUUGCUUGGUUAUUUUUACUACAUCCUUCAAACUCUGGUAUCUUACUUGUUUAUUCAUGUGCAGUCACUUCAGUGUACAGUGUAAAUACUUUUUGUGGUGAAAUUUAAGCUUUGCACAGGGUGUGGAGAACUAUAAAUGUACUGUACUUAUCAUUCAAGGGCAAAAUCAUCCUUUAUGUUACUGAUCCCGUAACCCUCGAGGGUUGAGGGGCACUGCCUGUCAACACGUCCUACCAAAGCCCUCCAUCUCUCACGGUUGUGCACAAGCACCUGGGUUUGAACCAAUGACAAUCCCAUCCAUUCAGUAAUGUUGUGGGUCCAUCUCUGUCCCUGUCAUCCCCGUUUCCUUUUCCCCACAACUGUUCCUUGGAGAAUGGUCUUUGAGAGGCCACUUCCACUUGUUGUCAGCUUUCUCCCCUCGAUGGUUGACAGUAGGUCUUCUUGAUGGGGCAGAUGUUGGCGGAUUCUUCUACAUGUACGUACCUCAUUAUUUGUAAUGUGGUCUCUGUGCGAGAUGCCUAAAGUCGUCUAACAUUUCAGCAGUUUGGAUUUUCCUUUGCAACACUGCUGUAAGGUCCAUGAUUCACAUGCGUAUAGAAGAAUCGUGAUCCAUCUGUUACGAUCACCACUUGACUCCACAAAGGUUGCAUUUGAAAUCAAAUUCCACGAGCUGUCACAAAGCUCACAUCUGUUACGAGAUGCCUCUUCACACUACAGAAAGCCCUAUUGUGGACAUGUUGACAUUGAAAAUAAGUUCCAAAUUUUCAGAAUCUGAAAAAUGACCAGUGGCCUUUAGAAACCCGUCUUACACCAUUUUAUUCUUUCAUUGAUCCAGAAUCAAAGUCAGCGGCGGUCUUUUUUCCCCUCAGAAGUAUUUCUAUAGUUAUUUGUUGCAAGCCAAGGAUCAUGUUCACUGUGAACGGUGAACAUUGAAUUUUGCUUGGCUAAGCAGUAUACCAACAGUGGGUGUUUGUAAUUGGCUCUACGUUGUUGGCUUGUAUAUUUACUUCUCAAGCAAUUACUUUGAAAUUGGGCCCAGUUGCCAUCUGAUGGCAACAUUCUUUCUUGGGGAGGAGAUGAUUUUGUUUUGGCCAGUUCAAAAGACUUUUGAGGGUGUUGUUUUAUUCUUUCAUUCUGAGAGAGAGACAUGUUCGGGUCAGGUGCUUUUUAGAGUUGGAAUCACUGCUAACUUUGGGGAAUGGGAUAAAGUUGAUGUAAAUUUUCGUACAAUUAAUUUCAGUUCAUGUAAAUUAUCUUGAAUCUUCUGUAGUCCCGAUUUUUAGCAACUCUUUAAUUUAUCAAGGAUGCAUGCGAUGGCGGUUAAAACUGCUGGGAACUGAAGCAAUAAAUACACAGGUUGCAUUAUCAGCAUUGAGAGUGGCUUUGAGUUUGGGAUCAAGACAUUACGUGCAUGUUGAUCAAAAGAAAUCAGAAGUUAAGCCAUGAAAUUGGUAGAUAACUGAUUCAUGUAUUUUUUUUGCUUAGUGGUUCUGAAUCUGGAAAAUAAUGUCCCUUCUUUACCAGUGUUAUAGUCAAAACCUGGGAGACCGAGACCAGGACUGAGACCUUUAGGUUCGAGACCAAGACCGAAACCUGACCAUCGGUGACUGAGACCUCAAGACCUUGUGUUUAAAUUGCAUAAUUCAAUCAAAUAAAUGCAGAACC